AUGAAAAAGGAAAAGCAGGUCAGUGAAGAAAAUGAACCCCCCACUUACCAGGAGGCCACAGCAGGAUAUGAGGAGAUGCAGGCUCAGUUCACCUUUGAUGACAAGACCAUCAGGCGGACCUUCAUCAGGAAGGUUUACGCCAUUCUCAUGGUUCAGCUUUUUGUGUCUGUGGCUAUCGUUAGUCUCUUCACAUUUUGCGGCCCUGUGAGGUAUUACAUUCAGACUCAUCCUGGCUUGUACAUGGCAUCUUAUAUGAUGUUCUUGUUCACCUACAUUGCACUCUCCUGCUGUGGAAAUCUGAGGCGGCAGUUUCCCUGGAACAUCAUCCUGCUAGUUAUCUUCACUUUGAGCAUUUCUUUCAUGAUGGGUUUUGUGUCAAGCUUUUACAACACCAAAUCAGUGAUGCUGUGUCUGGGAAUCACGGCCCUGGUGUGUCUCUCUGUCACCAUCUUUAGCUUCCAGACCAAGAUUGACGUCACCUCGUGUCAGGGCGUCCUGUUUUCUUUGUGCAUGGUCAUGCUUCUCUGCGCCAUCGCCAUCUCCAUUAUGGUCCCCUUCGGAUAUGUUCCCUGGCUACACGCUCUUUAUGCUGUGAUAGGAGCCAUCCUCUUCACUCUGUUCCUGGCGUUUGACACUCAGAUGCUGUUGGGGAACAAGCGUUAUUCCAUCAGUCCAGAGGAAUAUGUCUUCGCCACCCUCAGCCUCUACCUGGACAUCAUCUACCUCUUCAGCUUCCUGCUGCAGAUCUUCGGAAACGGCCGCUAG
Messenger RNA from Limanda limanda (common dab), 765 nucleotides. RefSeq names its product Fas apoptotic inhibitory molecule 2b (gene faim2b). The record is from RefSeq and is a predicted model, not a curated record. The transcript is spliced from 12 exons. The coding region runs from base 1 to 765 and encodes 254 amino acids. Gene Ontology annotation, cellular component: endoplasmic reticulum; Golgi apparatus; membrane. Gene Ontology annotation, biological process: negative regulation of apoptotic signaling pathway. NCBI's taxonomy places the organism in Eukaryota, Metazoa, Chordata, Actinopteri, Pleuronectiformes, Pleuronectidae.